Molecule: messenger RNA, 603 nt
Organism: Arabidopsis thaliana (thale cress)
Lineage: Eukaryota; Viridiplantae; Streptophyta; Magnoliopsida; Brassicales; Brassicaceae
Product: Peptidyl-tRNA hydrolase II (PTH2) family protein
Exons: 3
Coding region: 1-603 (200 amino acids)
Molecular function (GO): peptidyl-tRNA hydrolase activity
Source: RefSeq, marked reviewed
AUGGCGACCGCCGUCCUCUCCGCAGCGUUUCGAUUCCCGAUAGUUACCCGCCGACUCUCUGCUCCGGCGCCGCGAAUUAGGUUUUAUCAUUCUACGAUCCGAUUUGCUCAUUUCCGAAGAUUCACAACGGCUUCUCCUUCAAUGAGCCAGCAGACUGGCGAAAUCGAUGCCGUCGUCGAUGCUUCGUCGGCGGAGAAACCCGACGACGUCGUGGUGCAAUACGUUGUGCUUCGACGAGAUCUAAUCGAUUCGUGGCCACUUGGGAGCGUUGUAACACAAGGAUGUCAUGCGUCAGUGGCAGCGAUCUGGUCGUUCAAAGACGAUCCGGUCACGCUUCAGUACUGUGAUCCGCAGCACAUUGAUUCUAUGCAUAAGGUGACUCUGGAAGUUAAAGGGGAAACGCAGAUGAUGAAUUUGUCAGAGAAGCUGAAAUUAGGAGGAAUCUCUCAUAAGCUAUGGAUGGAGCAGCCGGAGAAUAUUCCGACGUGUAUUGCUACAAAGCCUUAUCCUAAAUCCCAAGUCUCUUCUUUCUUCAAAAAGCUCAAGCUUUGCAAAAACACGAUACACAAAGCAAGUCAGAGAUUUGGAUAUAUGUACAUAUAG